AUGUGGGGCAGUGAGCAGAGACCCCAAAGGGCCUAUGCAGAGAGGGCCCAUGUCCAGAAUAGCCGAGGGUGUGGCUAUUACGAGGAACAGUGCCCUGUGACCAGGGUAUCUUCUUUCUCCACGGAGCCUGACCGUUCCUUUCCCUGUCCUUAUACUAAGAAUCUAACCCAGGUCUUCAUAUAUUUCAGGCCAGUGUGCGACCCUGAGCUAAACCCCACCCCAACCCAUCUAAUGGAAUGCACAAACUCUCCCACAGCCCAUGGAGCCAAGACCUGCCACCAGAUACAAGGAGAAUGUACCCCCAAAGACUAUGACCGCCCUGGGGCCAGCCGGAAACUGCUGUCCAGAAGCUUCAGAGCCUGGAGGCGCUUGUCCCAGAGGCACCAGGCAAGAGCUGAGGCCGUAGUAGCUCAGAACCACAGGUGGCUGAUUCAAAAGAGCCUCAGACUACUGCGCUGUGUCCUACGGCUCCGCGAGGCCCGGCUAGAGGCAGCUUGGGGACAGCAUGCAGAAGCCCUGCAGGCCUGGAACUUCCAAGAGGGGAGCCAUAUCACUUUGCAGCAGAAACAGGAGCAACCCCACAGCCAGGCUGCAUCACCAUUCCUUGCUUCUAAGGGAAGCCCUUCCUUGGGAAGAAAAGCAACCGUGGACCUUGCCUGUAAAUGCAGGUGCUUUAGGGCCUGGCAACGGCUCGCUCAAAGAGCGGCCCAGUACAGGAGACACCUGGCCCGCCAAAGAGUGAGGCUCCUGAGGAUAUGCCUGGGACAGUGGACGAAGAUGAGUCAGCUCCAGGCCUCAGAUGUGGCAAAGGUGGCUCAGCUGGCCUUCUACCAGCGGAAGACAGGGAAUAAGACCCUCAGCAUCUUAGUCCCAGGAACUGCCACCACCCAUUGCCUAGAGACAGUGGUCCAGGCCCAGCAGCUACCCAUGGAGCCAGGUCGGUGCUCCCUAUGGGAAGCCUGCCAAAUGUUGGCCCUGCACCGGGUCCUGCUGCUCUGGAGGACGCGACUCUACCAGCACCAGCAAGCCGUCUCCUUUUUGCAGGGCAUGCAGAAGCGGGUUCUGCAGUACUUCCUGAGGCAGUGGCGCUUGAGGGUCUGGGGUCUGGACCCUCCCUCAAGCAGCCUGGAGACCAUAUUAGCACCGGAGCCAUGGGACUACAGCCUGGGAGGGGAGGCCUGGCCCAGCUGCAGAACAUCAGAAGGGUCACUGGAGAAGGUGCGGGUCCAGCAGACUCAGGGCGCAGCAGUGAGGUGGUACAGGUGUACUCUCCAGAGGCGCUAUUUCCAGGCCUGGUGUGAACGCAUGAGGGAUGUAGAAGCGUCCCAGGGCCAGCAGCAAGGACAAGCCUUCCAGGACGACCUGAGAAGAGGCCUGGGGGCCACACUUGCUAGCUCACAGGAGGCCUGCAGAAUGGGGCCCCUGGCACAGGAUCGGUGCAUGGCCCAGGCCUCUGUCCUAGGCUGGAGAAGCUUUCCUCAGCAGCAUGGAACUGACAGAGAGCUGAGGAGGGCCCAGGCCCAGCAGCCUUUUGUGGUGUGGAGAGUCACCCUGGGACAGUGCUGUGAGGUCCUGCAACAGGGAGGAAGGAGAGUUCAAGUCCUGACCGCAGUCCAGGUGGCCAUGUGCUUGGUCCUGUGGGUGCACAAGUCCUACCUAGGCCACAUCCACCAAGCUCAGGCUGCACAGCAACUGACAACCAGGGUCCUAGAAGUCUGGAUGCAGCUAGCAGUCUGGGGUCACGCCCAGCACACUGAUGUCACCCACUGCUGGCAGAGGCUUCGGUGUCUUCUUAGGACAUACUGGGUUCAGUGGCGACCAACUCACUGGAGACAGACCCAGGCACAGGGCAUGAACUUCAGCAGAGGGCAUCUCCUGCACCUGAUGGACACCCCAAACUUUUUGAUACAGGAACAGACGCCGACAGUGUCGGCAGAUCCAGGCUUCGCAGCGGGCCAGGUGCCUGGCAAGGGCAUGGCAGCUCUGGGUAGAUGUUCACUGGGCGGAGCAGCUGUCUCGGACCCUGCUCAGACAGUGGCACCUGGACCAGGCCUGGAGGACAUGGCGGAAAAGGGUCCUUCAGCUGCAGGUGGCUCAGCGGCCUUUGGAAAGUGGUACCGGCGCCUGGUAGCCAAGAGCCUACGAGAAGAACCAGACAUAGCAGGUGUGGAGCAGAGCUGGGCCCAGCAGCAGCUGUGCUGUGAGCUACGCAGCCCGAGAAACAAACAGAACUGGGCCAGGCCCACAGCUGGAGGCUCAGCUCCCAGAGCUCUGGGGGCACAAUAA
Molecule: messenger RNA, 2286 nt
Organism: Alexandromys fortis (reed vole)
Lineage: Eukaryota; Metazoa; Chordata; Mammalia; Rodentia; Cricetidae
Gene: CUNH1orf167
Product: chromosome unknown C1orf167 homolog
Exons: 12
Coding region: 1-2286 (761 amino acids)
Source: RefSeq, a predicted model, not a curated record